Molecule: messenger RNA, 1085 nt
Organism: Seminavis robusta
Lineage: Eukaryota; Bacillariophyta; Bacillariophyceae; Naviculales; Naviculaceae
Source: the annotation of a GenBank genome assembly
GUUGGUACUAGCUAGUACAUUCAACCAGAUGACCAAACCACGGGGAUAGUUUCCUUCUUUGGGUUGGGGUUCAGAGAGAUCCUAAUAUUUUUUACUUUUGUAGCUCGUAAUGACUCGACGCAGCAAUCGCAUCCGCAUCGUCUCCCCUCGAUUAUUAUCAGCAGCAGAAGUUGCUACCGUAUUACAGCUCAAGAACGCGACCAACUGGUAGCUGAUAGACUCAGUUGUCUUUGCUUUUCAAGAUGGUGUAUGGUCUCAUUCAGUCGUGCCGAUAUGCCUUGAAGUAUCGUGGAGGAUGGAGAGGUCUCCUGGAGCACAUGUACACGAAUGGAGAUCAUCCAUUCAAGGUCGGCACGUACAUGGGAUGUGAUCCCAUGGGCAAUCGCUAUUACGAAAACAGGGUGGACUAUCCCAUUGGUCAGCAUCGAUGGGUUGAGCCUGCUGAUAUUCAUAACUUUGACAGUACCCAUGUUCCCCCGGAAUGGCAUGGCUGGAUGUGCUCCAUGAACGAUGCCACUCCCUCUAUGGAACAGGAGUACAUGGAAGAGAUGCACAAGCGUCAACUCAAAAUGGAGGAUUCCGAUGCACCAUACGUAGACGCCGUUGGACACCAGGAGCCAUACUUUAACUUCAACCACCAACACAAUCAAUCCCAAAUCCGUUCUCGUGGAUACGGAGUGGGUAACCACGUGGUGGGACUUCCUCCAGGUGCUCCCGAUGCUUUCUACACCCAACCGGGCUCACCCUACAAUGCGGCCAGCAUUCGCAAGUUGGAGUAUGCUGGAGACUUGGAUGAAACUAAGGGUGGAGGCCGUCCCUACAAGAAUGAUAUGUGGAAAGAACGUCUCAUGACGGAUGAAGAUAGGGCUGCCAUUGCCAAGAAGGCCGCGGACGCGGCGGCACUGGAAGCCGAGAAGGCCAAGUCUCACAAGCCGCUCAGUCUCCGUGAGCAAGCUAUUCUGGCACGUGGUGGUACUUUGAAAUAGAUCAUUGCAUUAUCUAUUUUUAACUAACGCAGCCACAAAGCGAGGAGGAAAGCAGCCGUAAUGUUUAACAGUAAACUUAGCCCCAAUCAACUUGUUCUC